AUGUUGUACACAUGCAUACAUGCAGAUCAGGAAGAUGAGACGCCUGUCAAGAAUCAGAAGAAGCCUGCAUGUGCCCCGAAAAGCCAACCAAAGACCAAGAAGACAGCACUUAAGCAGAAUGAAAAGGAGCCGAAGACCAAGAAACCAAAGACGAGCAAAGAUGCUUCGACAGUGACUCCCAGAAGCAAGGCAUCGAAGAGGUCAGCACAGACUCCUCAGGAAGAUGCACCUAAGAAGCCGAAAGCCGGAGCAAAGACUGCAGCAAAGAGCAAAGCUAAGGCAAAGGCGGCAAAGGGAGCAGAGACGACACCCCCCGAAGCUGAACCUUUGCCUACACCUGCAGAUGCUUUGACUGGGGAUAUGCCAGGGAGUUCAGCCAACCUCAAGCCGACUAGGGUUCGCAAACCACCUGUUUCUGCGGAACCUGUUGAAGCGGUCACCAGUUUGGAUACUCCUGCAGUGAAAAAAACGACUGGUAACCUUUCACCUGCUGAGUCCCUCCCUGCCCGAAAACCUGCUGUGGCUCCAGAUGCUCCUACUGUGUCCCGUGGUGAUGUGUCUCAUGAUGACCCUGGGUCUUGCAACACGCUGCAGAACGCGCUUGAGUUGCUGAAUGUGCAGUGUCCUCCAAAGCCGGCGAAGGAUGUGGAUUCUGUGUCAGAAGCCACAACGUUGUUGGGAGGAAGCCAAGAGCAGCCAGAAAUGCUGGCCUUAGCUGCUGCCAUGGAGCGCAUCAAGAUGCUUGAGGCCCAGGUGGCAAACAAAGAGGUUGCCAGUGCCCCGUCGCCUUUGCAACGAGCUGCGCCUUUGACUCCAGCUUCCAUUGCAGCUGCUGAAUCUGACUCUGUCAUGGUGGUGCCAAAGGAAGCUGAGUAUUUCCAAGAUGCCCAGAGUAAUCAAUUCACUGCACCGCCGGAAUCCCCUGCAGAGACAAUUCCUGGAACUCUGGUUGAUGGAGAUGGCAGUCAGCCAAUUCAUCUUGAGCCAGAGGUUGGUGGCUCACUGGGUGCACUUGUGAUGGUGCCACCUGCUGAGGAUGAGAAAGCCGAGAAGCUUGCCAUGGAACGUGAAGACUUGUUGAAGCAUGCAGGAUCACAUGUGCAGCCUUCAAAGCAGCAUGUGCAGCCUGCAAAGCAGGAUUGGAAGUUGAUGGAUAUCGAUCAGGGGAUCCAGCAUGCUGAAAACCUCUGCCAGGAGCUCCAUGAGGAACAGAUCAUGCAGCUGCUUUCGAUGGAGAAAUUCAUGGUCGCUGCUUCUUGCAAAGGUGAAACUGGAACGAUCGACGUUGCGAAGCUGCCUGAUUGUGCCAGGGUGGAAUUCUUCACCAUGGUGGAAGAGAUGGUGCUUGCAAAUCGCAAGAAGAUUUCGACCCCUGGACCAAUCAUGCCCCCAAAGCCUCCUGCUCCUCCAACUGCACCAGUGCCAAAGCCUGCAACUGCUGUGGUGGUUGAGCCUGCAAAAGGUCUAGAGAUGGCCCCAAAGCUUGUGCUGCCUCCAACCCCACCAGUGCCAACGGCUGCGACUGCAGCGGUGGUUGAGCCUGCAAAGGUUCCAGAGAUCGUCCCAAAGCCUGUGGAGCCUGUGGCAGUGCCUCCAACGGCACCACCGUUGGUUGAGCCUGCAAAGGUUCCAGAGAUGGUCCCAAAGCCUGUGGAGCCUGUGGUGGCAGUGCCUUCAACUGCACCAGCGGCAACGCUUGUGGCUGAGCUUGCGGUGGUUGAGCCUCCAAAGGUUCCAGAGAAUGCAGCUGCACAUGCUCCAGCACUACAGCCUGCACCAGUGGCUGCCCCCAUUCAGAAGAACUCCAAUGCUGAUUUGGCAAUGUUGGCCAAGGUAACGCCCUCUGAGCCUGCUGCUCCAAGUUUGGCUGAGGAUCCACCCACGCCAGCUGUGCCAGCUGAGGUGGUGUCACAGUUGGCCCCACCAGAUCGGACGCUGGAGCUGAAUGGGCUUCAAGCUUUGAUGACUGCCCAAAAAGCUCGUGAGCAGCAGCGUUUGGCCUUGGCGCAGGCUGCAGCUCCGACGGCGAAUCUGGCCCCUGACCGUCGACGACUACUUCGACAAUGGGUGGAAUCUGGCUGCAACCCGGCAGCGGUUGAGGCCAUGGUGGUUGUGGAGCGCUCCAAAGACCACACGGUGGGUCGCACCAAGGAGUUGCUGAGCGUGCAGGAGAUGAGGGCCAAGGGAUGGCCGGAUUGCAAAAUUCGGUCGAUAGUGGCACGUGGGGGUGGGGUGCCUGACGAAGAUGCCCCCGAGAUCCCGGAACUUAUGAAGUUCUGGUGCUGUGUGUCCACGCAGCAGACGGACCAGGAGCGAUUUAGCCAGAGGGCUUCUGCAACUCUUCAAGCUCAAGCUGAUGGAAGCUUCAUGGACGGUCUGUUUGGUGAUAGCUCUUUGGGGCAAGCUGGACAAGGAUCCCUCAAUGCUGCAGCAAUGAACCAGCUGAUGAAUCAGCCGGCCGUAGCUGCAGCUGCACCAUCUGCUGUGGCUCCCCCAGGACAGCUGGGUUGA
This is a messenger RNA of Cladocopium goreaui, 2511 nucleotides long. The record is from the annotation of a GenBank genome assembly. NCBI's taxonomy places the organism in Eukaryota, Dinophyceae, Suessiales, Symbiodiniaceae.